AUGAAUGCGUCCAGGAAAUCCAACCAUGUUUCAAGCAAGGACAGUGCAGAAACCGCGAGGGAUAUCAUCACCACGUCCGGCCAAAUCCAACCCCUCAAAAUCCCGGACGCUGUUGCUGCGCUAAAGCAGGCUGCUGCAAAGGCAAAUGGUGAGACUGAGAAAUAUCUUCCAGGGUGGCCGUUGUUCUCGCCUCCUAAGGUGCAGUUGGACAAGUGUACCAAGUGUUCGAGAGAAUUCUGUUCCGCAAUCAACUUCCGGAGGCAUACACGUGUUCAUCGUAGGACCCUCAAGAUAGAUAGGGAAUUUCCCAAGAAUAGAGACCUUCUAGCUGCAUUCUGGAAUAAACUGACUGUGGAUGAUGCCAGCGCAAUUUUGUCCUUGACAGGUGUUGUUGUAGAGGGUGUAACUGGUUCAUCAAUUUUAACAGCAUUAUCAUCAUGGAUGUGUAAACCAGGGUAUGCUUCGUUGCCAAUGGCAUAUGCCAGAGCUGGCAGUGAGCUUCUGGAUCUGAUUCAAACAAAGGCUUCAAUGCAUCUGCCUGUGUCAUCGGAUGAACUAUUUAGCUUGCUUGAUGAAGCAAGUGAGAAAACAUUUGUUUGCACAAAUACAGCUGCUUAUAUACAGAAGUUUUUAUUUGACGGAGAGGUAGACAAAAUUGCAACUGAGUUGAAGAAUGUUGUUUCGUGCAUUAGUUACAUGCUUGAACAAAAGCUGGUUGAAGCAUGGUGUGCUGAUAAGACUGCUGAAGCAUUAAGAUGCCAGAAGUUGCUGGAGGAGGAAGAGGAAGCUGCUCAGAAAAGGCAAGCCGAACUGAUGGAAACACCAAUUACUUCAGAAACUGACAAUGGUUUUAAUGUGGACCUAUCGGUAGAAGAUAUCAGUUGUGAUUUGGGGCCUGAAAUGGAUAAAGGUAUUGUAUUAAGGCAACACGUUUCAAGGCAUCGUUUAGGCAGAACAGAGGGGCUUGCUGAAAAUAGCGUUCUACCUGGUCCUGUAGUUACUUCAAAGCAUCCAGCUUUUGUGAGGCCUUCAAAUUACAAGGAUCCAAAUGUCUGUUCUGCGCCAAGUAGAAACAAAACUUGUGCAUUGAAAUUGCAAUCUGAGAUUGAAGAACAGUGCCAAAAACAUGAGUUAGAUGUAGAUGAACAUGGGAUGGGUCCUAGCAAAAACUCUCGUGUGCUAAUAGGAUCUAUAAGUGUUGCAAUUGAAGAUGGUAGUGAACACUUGCAGGACUUUCGUUCCAAGAAUGACCCAGUCCCUCCCAGUUCAAAGACAGUGAAACAUGCAUCAGUCAAGGUGAUGCAACCUGUUACCCAUGGGGGUAACAGAAAUGAAGGCAUUCCUCAUAGUGAUAGUAAUAGUACGGCAGUAGCUGAGAACCAUUCUCACUCCAGUGUUGCUACAGAUGAAAUCAGUUAUUCAACCUACUGCAGUGCAGAUUUGGUAGUGGAUGAACAUUUACAACGCACCAUGUUUUCCAGUAAAGAAGCGACAGCCUUUCUUUCUCAAAGUAAACAUCUUGCUGCUGUUAUAUUUGAACACCCUUGA
Messenger RNA from Miscanthus lutarioriparius, 1548 nucleotides. The record is from the annotation of a GenBank genome assembly. Lineage: Eukaryota; Viridiplantae; Streptophyta; Magnoliopsida; Poales; Poaceae.